Messenger RNA from Polyodon spathula (Mississippi paddlefish), 4009 nucleotides. It is a transcript of the gene abcb11a, whose product is annotated as ATP-binding cassette, sub-family B (MDR/TAP), member 11a. Gene Ontology annotation, biological process: transmembrane transport. The transcript is spliced from 28 exons. NCBI's taxonomy places the organism in Eukaryota, Metazoa, Chordata, Actinopteri, Acipenseriformes, Polyodontidae. Gene Ontology annotation, cellular component: membrane. Gene Ontology annotation, molecular function: ABC-type transporter activity; ATP hydrolysis activity; ATP binding. The record is from RefSeq and is a predicted model, not a curated record.
AUGAAUGAACAGUUUUCUCCAGGACAGGAUGCCCAAGGUGACGAAAUGCCUAAGAAGAAAAAAGAAAAGGAGAUUCCCGUCGGAUAUUUUCAAUUGUUUCGUUUUGCAUCUGGCACUGAUAUAAUCAUGAUGGUAACUGGAGGAUUCUGUGCACUGGUGCAUGGGGCAGCCUCCCCUCUUAUGUUGCUGGUGUAUGGGAUGAUGACCGACACAUUUGUGGCAUAUGAACUGGAAGUUCAGCAACUGAAAGACCCUAAUAAAACAUGCAUCAACAGCACCAUCAGUUGGAAAAAUGGCUCUGUGGCAAAGUGGCUGAGUGGAAACAGGUGCAGGAGUGAUGCAGUACGUAAUGUGUACUGCACGAGGGUGGAUGUUGAAGCAGAAAUGACCAUAUUUGCAUAUUACUAUGUUGGCAUUGGAGUUGGAGUUCUUAUUGUAAGCUACUUUCAGAUUGCUUUCUGGGUCACAGCUGCAGCUCGUCAAGUACAACGAAUAAGAAAAGCAUAUUUUCGAAAAAUAAUGAGAAUGGAGAUUGGUUGGUUUGAUUGCAAUUCAGUUGGAGAGUUAAAUACAAGAAUUUCAGAUGACAUCAACAAAAUUAACAACGCGAUUGCUGACCAAGUGUCAAUCUUCAUUGAGCGCAUAUCUACAUUUUUCUUUGGAUUCAUGGUUGGUUUCAUUGGUGGCUGGAAACUAACCCUUGUUGUCAUAGCAGUCAGCCCUCUCAUCGGUUUGGGAGCUGGAUUAAUGGCAAUGGCUGUUGCUAGAUUGACUGGUUAUGAGCUAAAAGCCUAUGCCAAGGCUGGUGCUGUCGCAGACGAGGUGCUUUCCUCUCUAAGAACAGUGGCUGCAUUUGGUGGAGAGCAGAAAGAAGUAGAAAGGUAUGACAGAAACCUGACAGAAGCUCAAACUUGGGGUAUUAAGAAAGGAACGAUUGUAGGACUUUUUCAAGGAUAUCUUUGGUGUAUUAUCUUCCUCUGCUAUGCCCUGGCAUUUUGGUAUGGAUCAAAUCUGGUAAUAGAUGAAAAGGAACUGACUCCAGGAGGCCUAAUACAGGUGUUUUUUGGAGUGCUGAUGGCAGCUAUGAAUCUUGGACAGGCUUCUCCAUGCUUGGAAGCGUUCGCCUCGGGCAGAGGUGCUGCACGAAUCAUCUUUGAAACAGUUGACAGGGAACCUGAAAUUGACUGUUUUUCAGAGGAGGGACACAAAUUAGAAAAUGUGAAAGGCAACAUUGAAUUUCAUAACAUCACUUUCCAUUAUCCAUCCAGACCAGAAGUGAAGAUUUUAGAUAAGCUAAGUAUGGUUGUUAAAUCUGGAGAAACAACUGCUUUUGUUGGGCCAAGUGGAGCUGGGAAAAGUACCACCGUGCAGCUCAUCCAGAGAUUUUAUGACCCUUGGGAAGGAAUGGUCACUCUGGAUGGCCAUGACAUACGUAGUCUAAAUAUCCAAUGGCUUCGUUCAUUGAUUGGUAUUGUGGAACAGGAACCUGUUUUGUUUUCUACAACAAUUGCUGAGAAUAUCCGAUAUGGGCGAGAGAAUGUUUCAAUGGAAGAGAUCAUUCACGCAGCAAAGGAGGCCAAUGCCUAUAACUUCAUCAUGGAUUUGCCACAGAAAUUCGACACUCUGGUUGGUGAGGGUGGGGGUCAGAUGAGUGGAGGGCAGAAACAGAGAAUAGCCAUCGCUCGAGCUCUUGUGAGGAACCCCAGGAUUCUGCUACUGGACAUGGCAACCUCUGCACUCGACAACGAGAGUGAGGCUAUGGUUCAGGAGGCUCUUGAUAAGGUUCGUGUGGGUAGAACAACAAUUUCCAUAUCCCACCGCUUAUCCACAAUCAGAAAUGCAGAUGUCAUCAUUGGAUUUGAGCAUGGGAAAGCUGUGGAGAAAGGAACACACCAAGAACUGCUGGAAAGAAAAGGGGUUUAUUUCACUUUGGUCACUUUGCAGAACCAAGGCAGUGACACCAUAAGUGAAAAUCCAAAGAAAAUGGCUGCAAAUGAAGAUAUUGAGGACCCGACAAUAGAACGAGUUAGAAGACUUAGUGAAGGAGGUUAUCGAUCUAGUUUCAGGAACUCUCUGCGCCUGCGAUCGAAAUCACAGCUAUCAAAUGCAUUUCCUCCAACCAUUUCUGGAAACGUUGAUUUUAGUUUACCUGUUGAUAGCAGUGCAUCCAAUGUAUUGUGACAGGAUGUAGCCGAACCAGUGAACAUCAAACCUGCACCAGUAGCCCGGAUUUUGAAAUACAAUUCACCGGAAUGGCCCUACAUGUUGUUUGGUACUUUUGGUGCUGCAGUGAAUGGUGCUGUGAAUCCAAUCUAUGCAGUUUUAUUUAGCGAGAUUCUUGGGACAUUUUCUAUACCCAACCUGGAUGAGCAAAAAAAUCAAAUUAGUAGAAUAUGUUUGUUUUUUGUUUUUGUUGCUGUUGUAGCAUUCUUCACACAGUUCUUACAGGGUUAUGCUUUCGGGAAGUCUGGUGAGCUGCUCACAAGGAGACUUCGUAGGCUUGGCUUCCAAGCAAUGCUGGAGCAGGAGAUUGGCUGGUUUGAUGAUCCCAGAAACAGUCCUGGUGCUUUAACUACAAGACUCGCCACUGAUGCUUCCCAGGUCCAAGGGGCCACUGGAUCACAGAUUGGAAUGAUUGUCAAUUCUUUGACGAAUAUUGGAGCCUCUCUUAUAAUUGCAUUUUGCUUCAGCUGGAAAUUAAGUUUGGUGGUGAUUUGUUUCCUUCCAUUAAUUGGACUAUCUGGAGCUUUCCAGGCUAAAAUGCUGACAGGUUUUGCAAACCAAGACAAGAAAGCUAUGGAAACCGCAGGACAGGUUUCAAGCGAAGCUCUCGGAAACAUUCGAACUAUUGCAGGCCUGGCUAAGGAGAACAUGUUUGUUAAACUGUAUGAGCUGCAGCUAGAGGACCCAUACAGAGCAGCUAAAAAGAAAGCUGUUGUAUACGGGGUCUGUUUUGCAUUUGCACAAUGCGUCAUCUUUAUGGCAUAUGCAGCCUCUUUUAGAUUUGGAGGGUAUCUGGUCAACAAUGACGGGAUCCACUACAUUGUGGUUUUCAGAGUAAUAUCUGCAGUAGUGAUCAGUGGAACUGCUUUAGGAAAAGCCUCCUCUUUCACUCCUGAUUAUGCUAAGGCUAAAAUUGCAGCUGCACAAUUGUUUAUGUUGCUUGACCGAGUUCCCAAAAUAAGUAUAAACAGCAGUCAGGGAGAAAAAUGGGAUUCCUUUAGAGGAGAGAUAGACUUUAUUUCCUGCAAGUUUACCUAUCCAACUCGACCUGAUAUUCAAGUAUUAAAAGGUCUUUCAGUGGUUGUGAAACCUGGACAGACCUUAGCAUUUGUUGGAAGCAGUGGAUGUGGAAAAAGCACCAGCAUUCAGCUACUUGAACGAUUCUAUGACCCAGAUGAAGGAAAAGUUCUAAUUGACGGGCAUUUGUCAAAGAAUGUUAAUGUGCCAUUCCUGAGGUCUAAAAUUGGAAUAGUUUCCCAAGAGCCUGUGCUGUUUGACUGCAGUAUUGCUGAGAACAUUAAAUAUGGGGACAACACUCGAGAAGUCACCAUGGAUGAAGUCUUUGCUGCUGCCAAGAAGGCUUACCUGCACGAUUUUGUUAUGACGCUGCCAGAUAAAUAUGAAACACAAGUUGGUGCACAAGGUUCUCAACUGUCCCGGGGCCAAAAACAGAGAAUAGCAAUAGCCAGAGCUAUUGUUAGGAAUCCAAAAAUCCUCUUAUUGGAUGAAGCCACAUCUGCACUGGACACAGAAAGUGAAAAGGUUGUCCAGACAGCAUUGGAUGAGGCUAGACGAGGACGGACCUGCAUUGUCAUUGCACACCGCCUGUCCACGAUUCAGAAUGCUGAUAUUAUAGCUGUCAUGUCUCAAGGGGUUGUUGUUGAAGCAGGGACACACAAUGAACUCAUGGCCAAAAAGACAGCAUACUACACACUUGUCACAACUGGUGCUCCAAUCAGUUAAGAUAUAACACCUAGGGGCUCCCAAGUGGCGCAUCCAGUAAAGG